AUGCAGAACUCGCAGAACUCACAGAACUCACAGGACGUGCACACACCAACACAUCACUACAACACACGGAGCUCUCCCCAACCCACGCGUGCCGGUGUCUACACGCUACGAGCCGAUCUCUUUGUCAAGGAGUCGGUGUAUGCGCGGGACAACAGUGGCAAACGACUGCAUCCACAAGUCUUUGAGGGCGCCCAGUGGAGCAACAUUCGAGCUAGCAUCUUCGACUUCUGCUCAUCGCACAUGAGCCCCAAGGCCACGCACGUCAACGACCCUCGAACGUGGUCGGUCAGUGAUUCUCCUCCCACGUUGGACGACUUCGAGUCGUACAUUUCGAUCAAGUUGGCAAGAUACCACUUCAAGCCCACCAGCAACGAGCAAGCACACGCCUAUCUGGCUUCCCAUGUCAACAGCACCUUCACCAUUCUGGUUUUCAAGUGGGGCAAUCAAGUCAACACAGCGGCGGACCUCCAAGAGCUGAACGAGCAAUGCGUUGCACCCCCUUCCCGAGACCGUGCAGGUGCGGCUGCAGAGACUCUGCACCAAGAAACCGUCGCGCUCCUCAAGGACAAAUGGGCGACGAUAUACAGCGCCUACGAAGCAACGUGGCGUAUGUGGGCGGCGUCUAUCCUGAAGAAGCCAUUUCACCAGCAUGCCAUAUCGAUUGACCUGCCUCCGCCGUCAAACAUGCUGCACCUGUUUUCGUCUGUUCCAAACGGACCUCAAAGACAAAUGGCGAACUUGGAGCAGAAUGCCACAAUGUCACUCGACGUUGUCGACUCCUGCGUUGAAGAACUUCAAGCGGUGCUGCGAUACACUGAAGACGCGAGCGAGCGUGUCAAGCGUUCAAUUGAAUUCAUGAAUGGGAAGCGUCGUGUCAUCCAAGGUUUCAUGCACCAGAUGCAACAAGCUGCCCAGCAUGCAGAAGUAGUGGCGGCAAUUGCUGCCAUUCCGAAUGCUCAGGAUGUCGAUCACAGUGACACGUAG
Messenger RNA from Aphanomyces astaci, 984 nucleotides. RefSeq lists its product as hypothetical. The coding region runs from base 1 to 984 and encodes 327 amino acids. The transcript has a single exon. Lineage: Eukaryota; Oomycota; Saprolegniomycetes; Saprolegniales; Verrucalvaceae. The record is from RefSeq and is a predicted model, not a curated record.